GUGGCAAAGAACUGAGACUUGGAAGGUGCCACGCGGCGUAGGCAGGCGCGUGUGGGAACCCGAAGGGACUGGACAGUCCCCCAUAGCCCCACUUUCCUUCCCCAGCCGUCCUUCUGCCAUGAGCGGUCUAGUGCAGACCGAGCCGCUGCUCGGGGAGCCGCCUCUGCUGGUGCGCGGCGACCCCUACUCGGUGGUGGUCCUUCUGCAGGGCUAUGCGGAGCCCGAGGGGGUGGGCGACGCGGUGCGCGCCGACGGCUCCGUGACGUUGGUGCUGCCUCAGGCCUGGGGCCCGGCUUCCAGCCACCGAGAGUCCCCGCCCGAGGGCGGCGGGGCGAAGACCGCCCUGGAGGAGGCGGCCCGUGGUCCCAUCCUCGUAGACACCGGGGGCCCUUGGGCCCGGGACACACUCCUGGGGGCCCUGGCGCGGCAGGGCGUGGCCCCCGGAGACGUGACUCUGGUGGUGGGCACCCAUGGACACUCGGAUCACAUCGGGAACUUGGGGCUGUUUCCCGGGGCGGCUCUGCUGGUCUCUCACGACUUCUGCCUCCCCGGGGGCCGCUACUUCCCCCACGGGCUAGGUGAGGAGCGGCCCCUGCGGCUGGGGCCGGGGCUCGAGGUGUGGGCCACGCCGGGCCAUGGGGGCCAGCGGGACGUGAGCGUAGUGGUGGCGGGCACGGUCUUGGGCACCGUGGUGGUGGCGGGCGAUGUGUUUGAACGCAGUGGAGACGAAGACUCGUGGCAAGCGCUGAGCGAAGACCCGAUGGCCCAGGAGCGGAGCCGGAAGAGGGUCCUAGGCACAGCGGACGUGGUUGUGCCUGGUCACGGAGCCCCCUUUAGGGUGGUCAGGGAAGCCCCUCAACCACCGAACUGACGUCCAGGAGAACAGAGGACCCAGUCGGCUGAGUCGGAGGAAUCAGGGGUGAUGGCUUCCAGCUGUCGCAAGAAGCUGGUUUUCCAGCAAGGACAGUCACCGAUAUCACUGCAACCAAACUAGGACCAAGCACUGACUCAGCCGUGUGCCACCUCUUUGGGCCUCCGUAAAAUGGGAGAGUGUUCUUGGGAAAGUCGUCCAAAAUAAAAAUAGAAAACUGUAUGGAAAAUCGUACGGCCCUCAUGUAAAUGCGAAUCAUUAAUAAUGACAAUCCUGAAAUUUGGUAGUUAGCAGCUGCAGCAGGGGGACACUUUGGCCAAUUGCUUAUUUCUCAUAAGAUAGAGAUUUGCUGUGAAGGUGCAGGGCAUAUAAGUAACACCUUAGUCAUGUGAUUAUCAUCCAUCUGUUCAAGGAAUAUUUAACAACCUGCAAUGUUUCAAACACUGCCCUAGGUCAUGGGGAUGCAACAGUGAGCAAGCUAGACAAACUCCCUGUCCCUUAUGGAGAUUACAUUCUAGAGACAAAGACAAGUAAACAACAAUAAUAGUAAACCAAAUAAUUACAGAUUGUGAAUAGUGACAUGAAAGAAAAGGAGGGCAAAGGGGAUGGAGUGCCAAGAUGGGAAAAUGACCUCUUUUAUUUAAGGUCGUCAGGAAGAGCCUCUGAGGAGAUGAUGUUUGAUCAGGGAACCAAAUGAGAAGAGAGCCAACCAUAUGAGGAUCUGGCAGUUGUGCAUUCCAGGCACAGGAACAGCAGGUAUAAAGGUCCUGAGGCAGGACAGCUUGACCUGCUUGAGUAGCAAGACUAUGGGGUUAGAAUGUAGAGUGCCAAGGAAGAGUGGCAACAAAUGAGGACAAAGAAUUAGGCCAGGCCAUCAUGGACCAUGGUUAAGGGUUUGGAUUUAUACUGAGAGAGAAGCCUUUGGCUUUUGAGCAGGCUAAUGACUUGGCCUCAUUUAUGUUUUAAAGUAACUACUCUUGUUCUACUAGUUCUGAAGUUCUACUCUGAGUGGAGAAGUGGUCAGAGUAGGGCAAGAAUAGAAUCAGCUGGACUGGUUAGGAAACUACUGUAGUCUUUCAGGCAAGAGAAGUUAGUGGCACCUGCUCUCCCAGAAAUGCUGUUCUGGCUGUGGCCCUCUUUACAGCUGUGCCCCAGGCCCUCCAUCCACACAGUGUCAGAACCCACAGAAACACUCGGGGUGGGGCAGAUGAAGGAGAGGAGCAAGUCUACCUUGUUGCGGAUGAUGAGACACCCUGGGUGGAUGCUGUGGCCGCAGGGCCAGACUGAGGGUUAUUUUCCAGGCAUCCACAAAGGCCAGGUGGAGGUCACCAAAGGCAGCUCAGAGGAGCUGGUUAACCUAGAGGGUGAACCAGUACAUACACAGACUCGUAGUUGGUGUUGACCAGUUUGAUGACCACAAGAGUGCACAGUUCCCAGGCCAACGGUGCAGCCACAGCCGCCCAGAUCCCUGCCAGUCAUCAGAUAAAGAUAAAUGAAGUGAAGGUGGCGAUGUGGGCACCCAGCCUCAGAACUAUCAUGGUGUGGGGGCCCCUGGCCAGGUUCCCCACCUUCUGGGCCACAGAGUGCGGGGAGGCCACUGGUGUGCGGAGGGAGAGUAGGGGCCAGCUGUGUGCUCACCAAUGCAGCACUGUGCCCUGAGUGAUCUCCAUGGCCCCAUCUGAUAUGUGGAGUGUAGAUCCAAUAGCUUCAGGGCUAUGAGGGGGAUGAAAAGGAGGGGAUGGGGGUUAUAGAGAACUAUGCACUUUCAACUUGCACAAAUAAAAAUUCCAAUCCCGACUUACUUUCCAUAACAUGGUACUCUUGCCCAUGAUUCUGGUCUGGUCAUCUAGAGCCAACACAUCUCUUUGGCCACACUGACUGUCUCCACAAUGGACGGUCACCUAAGCUAGUCCAGGCUUGGUCAUCUUAGGGGUUUUGCUGGAGCUAGUGGAAAAGAAAAGUCGAGUUCUUUCCUGAAAGACUGACAUGGGAGAUGUAUGGAAGUGUUGAAUCACUAUACUUACAUACAUCACUAUACGAAGUGAUGCUACACUGAAGCUAAUGCUACACUGUAUGUUCACUAACUGGAAUUUAAACAAAAACUUAAAAAAACAAAACAAAACAAAACAAAAACACCACACUGACCUGAGAGGAUAGGUCAUUCGCCACCCUGUGGGAAGAGCCCAUGGCGCUGGGGCCAAGUGGAGGCUGAGAAUGAAGCUGAACUAUAGGGGGCAGAAAUGAGCAGUUAUGAGAAAUAGACCCCGGGGAGAAAUCUGAGUGCUGAAUUCAAGCCAGAUCCGCUGCUGAACUCUUGAGUCACCAGGGCUAAUCAACCCCUUUGCUGCCUGAAAGGCUUUGACCGUGUUUUCAGUCACAACAAGAGGAGUCCUGAGUGGAUACAAACACAGGUGGAAAUGACCCAUUAGAGAGGCCUCGAAAAUGGUGGGAAAGCAGCAUUCGAGGUGGGGCCCAGAGUGACUGUACUCUUAGAAGUUUCUUUUAGCUUCCUUCUUGUGUAAAUUCUUAGGAAAACUUGACCCAUAUGAUUAGAUACUUGUACUUGCAAAUAUUCAGUGGCUCCACAUCGCAAACUUUCUCGUCCAGUCAUCUCUGAGACAAACUUUCCCUGCUCCAGUUUGGCAGGACUGCCUGCUUCCUUCCAGACUCCUCUUCUCCUUCUGUCCUGCAGGCCUUUGAUCCUGCUCUAUUCCUGCUGGCCUCCCUCUGUUCUGUACCAUCCAUCGAUCCAGGCUCAACUCAGCUCAUCUACAGAAAAACCUCCCCUGAUUUUUCCAGCUCGUCUUUAAACUCUUGCAGUGCAUUCUCUGUAUUAUUCACUUAACAUUAGAUAUACCCAGUGUCGAUAAUUUUUUCUGGAAAUGUCCUCUCCUCAUUGUGCCCUUUGAGAGCAGAAACUAAGGAAAAAACAAAAAAACAAAAAAACUUCUCUGAAUGCUCCAGAGCUUGUGUUAUGUCUACAAAUGCCAUGUAAUAGACACAUGCUAUUUUUCUCAGCUCUGACUCCUUGCCCAGGACUUCAGGGUCUGUCUCUGCCCAUUCUCUGGAGAAGUUCCAGUAUCCUGUGCACUCUGCGAACAAAGGGGUGCCACUCAGAGCCCUCCUGUUCACCUCUUCCUAUAUGAAGCUCCAGGUGUCUUGCCAGAGGGCUUUGGGGCUGGGAUCCCAGGGUGGUAUGGGAGUUGAUGGAUCAAAGCUGUAGGAGGGAGAAAAACGUAACAAGCUAAAUAACGGGAAGCUCCCCAAAGCAAGGCUGCAGGAACCAGCCUGUCUGAGGACAAAUAAGCCAGGAUGCAGCCAAAGGGCCUGCCCCCACCAGCCCAUCUUGGGGCCUGUCCCAUGGUGGGGAAAGAAGGCUCAAAGUGUCCUCAGGAGACUGGAAGCAUCCUCCAUGACAAUGAAGCCUCCAGUGACCUGGACCUGGAGCAACUCCUGGAAGAUGUUGGAGAAGAGCCGGAGCAGCUGGAGGAGCCACAGUGUGGAGAUGACCCUGGGGAGUUCACCACGACCUUCUUUGAGGAAUAGCUGUGUGCUCCUGCCUCACCCGCUUCCACAGGAGCAGCAGAGAGAGCCCCUCAGAGGGUCCCUGAGAAGCUACUAAGUGUGGGGUUUGUUCCUCGGCUACAGGUCAAUUGGCUAAAGUCACGGCUCUGCAGUUUAUGUGUUAAUAAAACAGGUUACUGGCUUAA
Leopardus geoffroyi (Geoffroy's cat) is the source of this 4581-nucleotide messenger RNA. RefSeq names its product metallo-beta-lactamase domain containing 1 (gene MBLAC1). The transcript has a single exon. The record is from RefSeq and is a predicted model, not a curated record. Bases 119 to 871 code for a protein of 250 amino acids. Lineage: Eukaryota; Metazoa; Chordata; Mammalia; Carnivora; Felidae.